Trichoplax adhaerens is the source of this 836-nucleotide messenger RNA. RefSeq lists its product as hypothetical. The record is from RefSeq and is a predicted model, not a curated record. Gene Ontology annotation, molecular function: GTP binding; GTPase activity. The coding region runs from base 28 to 585 and encodes 185 amino acids. The transcript is spliced from 7 exons. NCBI's taxonomy places the organism in Eukaryota, Metazoa, Placozoa, Uniplacotomia, Trichoplacea, Trichoplacidae. Gene Ontology annotation, cellular component: Golgi apparatus.
AUUAAACGGGAUUUCCAUGGAGAUAAGAUGACUCUCUUACGGGCAAAAUGUAUCAUUGCAGGUGAUGACACCGUCGGUAAAAGUGCUCUAACACAAGUAUUCCACAGCGAUGGAACUCAUUAUCCUAAAAAUUAUUUAAUGACAACUGGUAUUGAGCUGAUUGUCAAGAGCAUUACCGUACCAAAUACAAAAGCAACUGUUGAAUUAUAUAUUUACGACUCCGGUGGCAAAGAAAUGUUUUCGGACCAUGUAAUAUCUAAUUGGGAUGGAAUAGAUGUUUUUCUCCUCGUAUUUGAUGUCACCAAUCCUCAAUCACUUAUAAAUUGUGAAAAGUGGUUGGAAAGGAUAAAAGAUAAAUCGUACAAUAAUCAUUUAAUGGGCGCGGUUGUUGCUAACAAGAUUGAUUUGAAAGGACGUCGCGAUGUGGAUACUAACGCCGGCAGCGAGUUUGCUAAGAAACAUAAUUUGGAAUACUUUGAAUGUUCUGCGAAAGAAAAUCUAAAUAUAGAGGAGCCAUUCAAAGCUAUAGCACAAUCAUUUCAUUCACAUUAUGAAGAAUGUUUAGAAAAAUUUAAAUGUGUCUGAAAAAUGGAGUGUUUUAAAGUUUUACUUUCAACUGUAAAUACCUCUAAGUAAUAUUGAAGUACGUAAAAUGCUAAGAUAGUAUGAGUCCAUCUUAUUGGAAGCCCAACUACAUCAAUUACCCCUAGUAACAUUAUUGCAGUUACUAUACAAUUUCAUUUCUAGUGUUAUUAAUUGAUCAUUUGUUUACAACAAUUUGCGUGGCUAAUACAGUAGAAACAAGUAAAAGUUAAUAAAAUAAAUGCGCUUUUACU